CAAAAGUAGACAUUGGCAGUUGAAGGGCGAGGCUUUAGUUCUAGCAACCCUCAGCAAGCUUUCGAAGCAAGUUUGAUCGUUUUUCUCAAGGCUUCUAGGAACGGAGGUAUAAGCCGAGGAAACUGGUUUCAACAUUUGGAGAUUAGUUAGAUGUUCAAAUAAGAUCACUGAGCAAAAUGUGCUCUGGCAAUAACCUGCAGUUGUUAUUGUCCACCAGGCUACCGGCUGCUGCCUUUUGAUCUUGCCAUCAGUCUUAACCCCUUAUCUACAUGGGGGAAUGAGUGAAGCUGAUGCCUGCUACAGAGAUGGAUGCCUUCCGACAUUCUUAUACUAGGCUGUGCAAAGAGAGUGGUGCAGAGCCUCAAGAGAGUAUCCUGCCACACUUGGAGGAAGCAACAGGAAGAAACCGCUUGGAUUUGGCCACGCAGAGCCUUUCUGUUGAUAGUUGCGGAGUCCUUGGCAAGCUCUUGCAGGAUGACCUCCAGUUCACUGAGCUCAUACUAAAUGAUUGCAUGCUGAAUGAAGAAGGGGCUAAGCUGCUAUUACAUGGACUUUGUUCCAAUACAGUUGUGAAGUUCUUAAAUCUGAAGGGAAACAACAUGCGAACUGUUGGGGCUGAAGCUCUGGGAAAGCUCCUCAGGCAAAACAAGACUAUCCAGAGGCUGACCUUGGAGUGGAACAAUCUAGGAGUAUGGGAAGAAAGCUUCACUAUCUUCUGUGAGGGGCUUGGUGCAAACCACCAUCUCCAGAUGUUGGACCUGCGCAAUAAUCAAAUCAACCACCAGGGAGCAGGAGAACUGGCCAUGGCACUGAAAGCCAAUUCUAGUCUACAAGAACUCGAUCUGCGCUGGAAUAACAUUGGGCUCUUGGGGAGCCGGGCACUUCUGAACUGUCUUCAUAGCAACCGGACAGUGCGGCAGCUCCAAUUAGCUGGGAACAAUGUACCAAGUGAUAUCCUGAAGGCUGUGGAUCAAGCAAUGGAACAUAACCAAGAGCGUCAGAAUAUUCUCUCCAAAAAUCGUAACAUGACAAAAAUUCUCAGCAAAGAGGUGAUGUGCUUGAAAGAAGAGAAAGCUAAACAGUUCCUGGAUCUAAUGGACACCAUUGACAAGCAGAGAGAGGAAAUAAACCAGAGCAACAAGAUAUCGUCAGCACGAGUCGGGCGUCUGCAGGAGGCCCUGAAUGAGCACUAUUCGGUGAUGAAUUCCCUAAAAGCAAAACUCCAGAUGACAGAGGCAGCUUUGGCACUGUCGGAGCAGAAGGUAUGCAGUCUGGGAGAACUUUUGAGCGCAGCAAAGGAGGAGCAAACAAAACUGGUGGAGGACCACGCCAAGGAGUUUCAACAACACAAGAAGAAUUCUUCUGAUCGUGAGGCAAAGCUUCUGCAGGAACUUUCAACAGCCAAUGAGAAUAAUAUCCAGCUAAAAAAUGAGGUGGAUGAGCUGGAAAGAAGAUGCAAAAUCCAGCAAGAGCAACUGUUCCAGGUGAAGGAGGAGCUGACCCACACCACUGCAGAAAUGAAACUGAGAGCUGUACAGGCUGAAGAGCGUUUGGAAAAUGAAAAGAAGCGAUUCAAGCAGAUCCUGAGUGAUGCAGAAUCCCUUCGUAUGAAGGAGGUGGGACAGAUAACUCAGCAUAUGGAGACAAGUGAACAUGCUCUACAGGAGCGCAUCCAAAGGCUGGAGGCCAUCCGCAUUGGACUCGAGGAGGAACUGAGCCAAGUGAAAGCUGCUGCCUUCAUUGAACGAGGCAAAAUUGAGGAAGAAGUCAUCAGAGCCAAAAACCAAAUCAGGUUGGAAGAGCAACAGCGCCUGGAGCAGAUGGAGAAGAAGCUGAGGCUGAUGAUGCAGUCUCGUGAUGAGGCUCAGAAUCACUGCCUGCAGCAGAAGCAGGCAGUGGCAGAAGCACACGCUAAGGAGGGCCAGUUGAGUCUGCAGGUGGAAGGACUCAAGAGGCGACUGGAAGACCUUCAGCAGGAGCUGGGCAGUAAGGAACAAGAGAAAGUUUCCGAGGUCAAUAAAGUGCGUGUGGAGCUGCAGGAGCAGAUUGGUCAUCUGGAGGCUGAGAGAACAGCACAAGAAGGGCUGCGAGGGAAGAUUGCGGCUCUUGAGCGCCAGCUGAAAGUGUUGUCCAGUAACCACCGGGAGGCACUAUUGGACAAAGAGGGUGAAAUCUCCAGCCUGCUUGAGAAAUUACGGGUUCGGGAAGCAGAAAUCUCCAGGAUAAGGGAAGAAGAAGCUCAGCGGGCCAGUUUCCUUCAAAAUGCCAUCCUGACCUAUGUGCAAGGUUCCCCAUUUGGCUCUCUCGGCCCCAAGAAAUGAAAUUGAGUUCUGCAGUUCAUAAGUCCCGUCUUCAAGGAAAGGAAUCAUAGGAGGAUCAUGGUGGCCAGGCCAGGCUUUCUUAUAUUUCUUGAAGACCAAAGAAUCUGCAUGGCCAGUUACCUGGAACUAAGUGUGAAACGUCACUGAAGGACUUGUGCCUGCUUUAGAAACCAUCUUAAUUUCUGUGCCAAAAUCUUGUUCAACCGCAGCAGCAAGAAUAGUCUUCAAGAUAAAGCCAUCUAUUCCCGUUUGUAGCCCACAGACAACGUAUGUCUACACAAGUUCUCCCUCACUGAUUUUUGGCCUCGAAUUUAGAUCCAAAAUGCACGUCGCUUCAGUGAUAGGAUUGUUCUUGGAAAAACUAAGGCUUUGAUGUAACCGACUCUUUUAAAUGUAUCAAUCAACAAACAGUAAAAAGAACAGUUAAGUCAGCCAAAUCAUGGAGCUUUUUCCUAUACUCCUUUACUCUGCAAGAUCUACAGCAUUCCAGAUAAUCUCAAAAGUUAAUGUUGGGUCUAGAGUCAUCUGGGGCUGUCCUGACCCAAUUCAGAACACUGAAUUUAUUUUCCAUGCCUGAGAAUAUCACUGUUUUAUCUAGUUUUCUAAGGAGGUCUUUUACAGUAACCCUUAGCCAUUAAUACCGGUUUCCUCUGGACUUAAAGGUGAAACAGAUAGAGGGUCCUAGUAGGGGUGGGGUUUGAUUUAUCCAUGAAGCUUUUUCAGUUUCAGUAAGGAGAAGAGGCAGCUUCUCUCACUGAUGACAACAUUCGAAAUGUGAGCCAGAAUAACUUCCAAAUAAUCCUGAUUUAGCUGUAGUUGUCUUGAGAACAAGAUGAUACACAUGGAACAAAGAAUGAUUUUUGGUUUUUAUUUUUGGUUUUAUAACUAGUAUGAAAAUGAAACAUUUGAAAUUUUGCCAUUGUUGUAGGGACUGGCUUGCAUUUAUUUCCAUAUAUAUUAUAAAUCUUUAAAUGGACAUGUUUAUAGGCAAUUAAACAUGUAAGAAUGUAUGUUCUUACAUAUUUGAUUGCAUAUAAAUAUGUCUAGAUUGCUUUGAUGGUACAUUAAAAUGGGUGAAUAGGUUUUAAAAUGGCAAAUACAGUUCAGUGUGAGGACUUUUCAAAUCAUACAUAUUAGAGCAAAACUUCUAAAUUUCACACAUAUUAAUGGGUCUGCAGCUAGCAGUGAUCAAGAAAAAAAAAUCUUGUCAUGGGACGCUUAAAUAAAGUGAUCUAAUGUGCAACAAAAAAGAAUUCUGUAGUAGAAAUUAUUUUAAAAGGAUUGAGAAUAAAACUGCCAAUGUAAUUUACAGUGCCUGAACUACUAUGUAAGUUCUGCUUAGUUCUCCUAAGAUAGAUUUGGAAAAGAUGCAAGCAAGUUAAUGUAUUAGGCUACUGUAAAAUGUGUAGCUUUUUGGUUUACUUAAAUCUUAUUUCUUGUUUUAGUUUAGCAAAGGAAGGUAAAGAGAAAGAGAAAAAACUUUCCAAGUUUCAGACCUUUCAAGCACAAAGAUCGGUUAUCAGGAAUUGCGGGGUGGGGGUGGGGGGAUAGGGGUUGUUGUUGCUAUAGUGUCAUACCAAAACUAGGAGGCUGUCAUAGUGGAAGAUGAGUUACUUUUGAUGCAUAUAUCCUAUGAUACGUGUCAUUAGUUUGUGAGUAUGAUUUAGUGAUUAGGCAUUCAAAAAUCAUGAGAAACCCCGUCCUAUUCCAAGUAGCUGCCCUUUUUCCAUCUUUCAUACAGAAAACCACCAUGGUGGAAUGAGAUGAGGACUUUCAAAGCAACAGCACCAAGGAAAUUUCUCAUUGAAAUUUAGGGAUUCUGGCUCAGGAUAGUCCUUUCCUUUUCAAAGCUUUGUCCACCUGUUUUUGCAGGAAAGUUUAGUGCUUUUUAUUCAUGCCUUUCUGAAAUAAUCAGUGCCCUGCAACCCGCCAAUGCCUUGGUAGUAAUACCAUUUGACAGAGUAUAAAAGAAAUAUUGUUUGUUGUUAGGUUUGCUAUAUGGAACAUGAGGCUAAAAGGGAAGAGCAGCAAAUCAGACUUAUCAUUAUUAUACAUUUCGACUUUGGCAACCAAGUCUGAUCUGCUUUCAGUGGUUUAUUGACGUUGUGGCAGGAAAUGUGACUUUUCAGCUGUGACACUAGUGCUCAGAUGUUUGUAACCUUGGAUUUAAUGGGACCCAUUCCCUGAAAGGGAGCAAUUUGUGGAUCUGGAGCCUUAUCAUAACCAAGAUCCUGGAUGGCUGAUAUUCGAUCUCAAAAUUUUGGAUAAAGGCAACACCUUUUUUCCAUGGUUUCCAGACAGAAGAAUGAUUAAACAACCAAAUGGCUCCCCCCAUCCCAUUUUUUAGUUUGUGAUUAGAAAUGGGCAGAUUGUACUGCUGCUAUGUUCACUCCUUACUGUUUUUAUUUUUAUUAUAGCCCAUGGCUGCUAUAUAAAGUGGCAGUUCAUUGAGAACUGUAGCUAUUUGAAAACUGCAGCUAAAACCAAUUGUUUGCACUGUGAGCAAACCUAAAUUCAAGGGUGUAUGACAGAAAGUAGAGAAAAGCCAUUCAACAUUAAAAGAAAUAAAACAAUACUUAAGCAGGAAAUUAAAAAAAACCAGAAAAAGUACUUUUAAAAGAGAGAAUCUGUAACUAAUUAGGUAAUCUUUCUCAUAUCACUAGAAAUUUGUUUUCAUUUUACAAGAAUGAAAUUAAGCUCAAGAGAUGGAACUCCUUUUCAGUAGGGAAGAGAAACAUAAAGAGUGAAAGAUGGGCAGCUACUUGCCUCUUCCUUUCAACUUUUAUUUAUUUAUUUUGUCACAACAAUAAAUGUAGGUAUCAUACAAAAAGAUUAUAUAGCAUAUAAACACAUAUAUGAGUAAAUAUUUGUCAUUAUGAGUAAAAACAUAUAUGAGUAAAAACUUGUCAUUAAAGGGGGGAGAUGUUGACUACGAAUGGGUUAAACUCAAGCUGGAUGUUGACAUAAAGAACUUUUAGCAUGGGGUUCUAAUCUUUUUAAAGGUUUAAUACUUGUGAAUUUGUUCAGGGUUAGACAAACACAUCCAGAAAUCUAUUAAAACCUAACAGUUGCUAGAAAGGAAUUUGCUCUAGUUACAUUUUAUGUAGUUAUUUUGUUAUCUGUGUAGUCUGUAUGAGUGUUAUCUACACAAGUAAGCAACAGUGUAAGCUUGUAAGAAGAAAGGAAUUAUACAUUGUCAAUAAGUUUAUAGACUGUUGCAAUAAUUAGAAAAUAUGGGCCACUCAUACUUCAUUCACACAAUGCAUCAAAAUUGUAAAUCCAUGUACCACGAAGAGGCUAAGCCUAGAAUGACAUCUGGAUUUAUAUGAUCUGAAGAGAACCUAGAGUAUAUAUUAAAUCUGACCAAGAAAUUGUGCUUAAGGAGAGCACCUUAAUCAUAAAUGACAAUCACAAUUUACUCUCAGUUUAUUCAUUUAAACUACAAUCUGUAGUGUUAUCUAAACUUAGUUGGGAGUAUUUUGAAAGAAAGUUUGUUUUUUGCUUUUUACUAGUUGAAUAAAAUAAUGAAAAAUAAAAAUAUACAAAGUUAUAAGAAACAAACAAAAAGAAACAUAUUUGUAUAGCCAUAUUUAAUUGUAACCAUCCAUAGUUUAUACCAAGGGAUUCAUUUAUAAAUUUGAGUUGAGUUGGUAUAUGUGAUAAUUUCCCCCAAAUAUAACUUACAGCACACUAUAUAGAAACAUAUUUAAAUGAAGCAUUAAUUCAAAGCACUUUAUAUAUAAAUAGUCUGAUAAGUCUGAAAUAUUUUAUUGAGUAAGACAUAAUUUAAGAUUCAUUAUCAUCAUCAUCAUCAUCAUCAUAUUUUUCCUGCAAAUCCUUUUGGGUCAACAGGCUUGCAUGAUCUUACAUGAUCAAGCACAGCAUCUGUGUCCACGUGGGCAUUUUUCAUGUCCACAUUUAUUGCGUCUUGCCAUCUUUGUUUCGGCCUUCCACAUGGGUACUAGAUCUAACUAGAUCUUUCAUCAUUUCCCUGAGACAUUUGAUAUGAAUAUUUAAACUCAGUUUUUCAUGAGUUGUCUUGAGAUUUGAGCCAAAUAAUACCUCAAAGACAUCUCUUGACGAACUGAGUUUCCUGCAUGUGGAUUUGCUGCAUUUUUCUGUUUAAAUUAUUGGCAGGAGCUCUAGGCAUCUAGAGCCAGAGGGUUUUUAAUAUAUUUUUCAUAGUGGUCUCAUUUUUUUUUCUUAUGUGAUAUACAUGUAAAAAUGCUAUUACAAAUAUAUGCUUCUUAUUCAAAAAAAACAAGGAAUGAGCUGAAUCUGCAUUUUAUUUGAAGUAUUGUAAUGUCUCUUCAUUGAAUAAAGAAAGAUCCAGAUGGUUUACUA
This is a messenger RNA of Ahaetulla prasina, 6665 nucleotides long. It is a transcript of the gene LRRC45, whose product is annotated as leucine rich repeat containing 45. The transcript has 17 exons. The coding region runs from base 291 to 2321 and encodes 676 amino acids. Lineage: Eukaryota; Metazoa; Chordata; Lepidosauria; Squamata; Colubridae. The record is from RefSeq and is a predicted model, not a curated record. Gene Ontology annotation, molecular function: protein binding. Gene Ontology annotation, cellular component: centrosome.